Molecule: messenger RNA, 6008 nt
Organism: Labrus bergylta (ballan wrasse)
Lineage: Eukaryota; Metazoa; Chordata; Actinopteri; Labriformes; Labridae
Source: RefSeq, a predicted model, not a curated record
UGGGAGGAAUAAUUCAACCGUGGUUUAAAUAACGAAGCACCCUUCAGAGGAUUCAAGAUCAGAUGUGAGGAAUCUACCGACAAUGUCUGAAUUGAGGAUUUGACACUUAGAGGACUUAACUGUACACAGGACGGUUGGUGUGAAAACAAAAAAAAUUGGAUGGCGGAAAAAUCCCGGAGGGAAAAGCGAAAUCAAUAAAUAAUAUACAGACCAUGAACUAUGUGGGUCAGCUGGCGGGUCAGGUGUUUGUGCAGGUCAAGGAGCUGUACAGGGGACUCAACCCUGCAACACUGUCUGGAUGUAUAGAUGUCAUUGUGGUACGGCAGCCCGAUGGCUCCCUGCAGUGCUCCCCCUUCCACGUCCGCUUUGGCAAGAUGGGUGUCCUGCGGUCCCGUGAGAAAGUGGUGGACAUAGAGAUUAAUGGAGAGCCGGUGAGAUUGCAUAUGAAGCUUGGGGAAAAUGGUGAAGCCUUUUUCGUUGAAGAGACUGAGAACACUCUGGAAGUAGUUCCGUCCUACCUCGCCACCUCUCCCAUCAUGUCCAUCGGGGAGAAGUUAAUGGAGUCCCAGCUGGGCCGGGGCAGUGCUCGUCACCAUGACACAAUCCCAUGCAGCUCACUCCCUGCUGAACUGGGACCACAGCAAAGUGACAGUGGCAUUUCCAAGAAGAGGAGGAGGAGGAGGAGGAAGGCACGGCAAGAUGCAGGAGGUGGAGGAGGAGGGAGAAGAGAGGAGAGCGGGGAAGAGUUCUCAGAUGAAGAAGAUAUGUUUACUAUCGACUUGAGCUCAGAUGAGGAGAAAGAGGGGGACGGCAGCAGACCUGUAUUUGGGGAUCAGGGGUCCACAGCCAACCCUCACGCCCGCCCCGGCACUGAUUGGAUCCAUUCACAGAGUAAAGGGAUUCAGGAGACUCUCUCCAUCCCUCCACAGUGUGGUCUGUCCUUCUCUUGUCCUCAGCAGACCUCUCACUUCUCUUCCCAUGUUAGCAUUCCUGAUGAGUCACGGUCAUCAACUCCGAAGAGCGACUCAGAGCUAAACAAUCAGAACAAAGAUAACCCUGAGAUGCUUUGGACCUGGGGGGAACUGCCACAGGCUGCCCAGCCAGCCUUCCUCACUUCCCAUCUAAAGCAGGACCCUGUUACAGCAGUCUCCAUCCCGGUGUCUGCCUGCACUCACUUCAGAGCCAUUAAUGACACUGGACCUCCCUCCCUCAAUCUCUAUGCUACUGAGUCAGGAGAGACGGCUGCUCACAGUGAGGACAAGGACAGUAUGACCGGGGACAGGGUCGGAGGAGAGCAAGGUAGUCACAUUGAGGACAGAUCAACAAAUCAACAGCCUUAUCAGAGUGGUGACUAUAGAAGAGCAGUGGAAAGUGUUGGACCAUUGUGUGCAGAGAUGGAGGGGUUAACAGCCAGUUCAGCAUCUCCUAGGAUGCUCCUUGAUCAUCUUGAUGAGGGGGGUAACAGAGGAAGCCCCAACAGAAGAACAGAUUCACCAUCCAAAAAGAAAGAAAAGAGAAGCCAACACUUGGGUGCUGAUGGCAUGUACCUGGAUGAUAUAACAGAGCUGGAGCCUGAAGUUGCUGCUCUCUACUUCCCUAAAAGUGAUGGAGGCAGCAGCUCUAUGAAGAUGGACUCAGAGAUGAUGAUGAUGGGAGUGCGGAGUGCUAACCAAUCCCCACAGUCAGUAGGCAGCAGUGGGAUGGACAGUGGUGUAGACAGUUUGUCCGACCAAAUGGGGGACCUGGCUCAUGUUGCUAUCUCUUUGUGCGGAGGACUCUCAGACAACAGAGAGAUCACAAGAGAAGAGUUCCAGGAAAAGGCAAUUUCAUACCAGCAGUUUUCUGAAAACCCUUCAAUGAUCGAUGACCCUAACCUGGUUGUCAAGAUAGGAAACAAGUACUACAACUGGAAUACAGCAGCUCCAGUCAUGUUGGCCAUGCAGGUCUACCAGAAACCUCUGCCGCAGGCCUCAGUGGAGAACAUCAUGAAGGAAAAGAUGCCAAAGAAAGGAGGACGCUGGUGGUUCUCAUGGAGGAGCAGGAACAGCGACUCCAAAUCAGAAUCAGUGGAGGCCGGAGACAGAGAAGAAAGCUCAAUCCCCAUGCCUUCAGUGAACAGAGUGAAAGAUGAAUCAUCCUCAAGUGAUGAGGAUCACAGAUCGUCCAAUCAGGCGUCAGGGUCCUGCCUGGCUGAUCCCCUCACGAGUUCAAGCAGUGUUUAUUAUAAGAAGACUCUUCGGCUCACCUCAGAGCAGCUGGCCAGUCUGCAGCUAAAGGAGGGUCCUAAUGAGGUGGUGUUCAGUGUGACCACGCAGUAUCAGGGCACCUGCCGUUGCAAUGGCACUAUCUAUCUUUGGAGCUGGGAUGACAAGAUUGUGAUCUCAGAUAUAGAUGGGACAAUCACCAGGUCAGACACACUGGGUCACAUCCUUCCAACUCUGGGCAAAGACUGGACACACCAGGGUAUCGCACGUCUCUACCACAAAGUCAGCCAAAAUGGAUAUAAAUUCAUGUACUGCUCAGCAAGGGCUAUAGGCAUGGCUGAUAUGACGCGAGGCUACCUGCACUGGGUCAAUGAGAGAGGAACCAUGCUGCCAAUGGGCCCUGUGCUGCUCAGCCCCAGCAGCCUUUUCUCUGCCUUGCACAGGGAGGUGAUUGAGAAGAAACCAGAGAAGUUCAAGAUCCAGUGUCUCACAGACAUAAAGAACCUUUUCUACCCGAACACUGAACCUUUCUACGCUGCUUUUGGCAACAGAGCGACGGAUGUGUAUUCCUAUAAGGAGGUGGGCGUCCCUCUGAACAGGAUUUUCACUGUCAAUCCCAAGGGGGAGCUGACCCAGGAGCACGCCAAAACCAACAUCUCCUCCUUUGGUGGUCUGUGCGAGGUGGUCGAUCAUGUUUUCCCUGUCCUCCCCCGUGCUUACACCUUUGAUCAAUGCAACUAUUGGAGCGACCAGCUUCCUGAUGGCACCAGCCGGGAUGAAGAUCCACAGCCUCUCGAAACAAGCUGAAGAAAAGCCCAUCAGAUCCAGCACUGAGGACGCAGCUUUUCUCCACAACGCAGUCAGGCACGAUGCGGUGGUCAGUGGUUUUGUGAUACACUGGUACGCCUGGUGCCCAGAUCAAGACUAAAUAUGCUGAUUAUUUCACAUUUAAAAACUAACACUAGAGAUCUGUCGGAAACAGCCAUCAAGCCAACCUUUACUCUUUACUAUGGAGCUUUGGGGCUCAUCCAAGUUUUAGAGAUGUCAUUUAAGAUUAGUUUUUGAGACUACUGAAUCAAAGAAAACAAAUGUGUUUCAGUGUCUCACCUUCACAUCAUGCCAUCAUUCAAUAGUUACAUCACAAGCAGCAGAUAUGGGGGUCACUGAAAAUAGAGCUGCUGGAUCAGAAAAAUCUUUUUUACAGAGAAAUCUCAGAUGAAUCUCAGCAGCAGCUGCUUCAGGUCGAGCAACAGGGAUUUUACUGACACAAACACAUAGACACAAGGUAUUCCAUAAAAAGUACACCACAAGAAUAAUUUGCCUCGCUUCAUGCUUUUCACCUUCCCAAGAGAUCUUUCAACCACAUCAUUUAUUGUUUACUUGUGGAUAGAAAGCUUGCAUACAAAAUGCACAAGGAGUGAAAAAUCAUUUUCAUUCUUACACCACUAUGACUUUAAGAUACUGGUGUACCGAUAUGGGUUUAUACCCACUGUUCACCUGUUACCUUUAUUUGUCUUUAUUAUUAUUUCAGACAUGCCUGUCUUUAAAUGAUCCACUAACCUACGUUGAGGUUAGCAUCAAGGGAAGUUCAUGAAAACAUCAAGCCUAAUAGGUGAAUGAACUAAGGAAUGAUUUACUUAACAAGUCAAAGUCUCAUUUCAAAUCAGCCUGUUGUUUCAUCAUGUAUCUUUAUCUUUUUUUUCUGUUACAAGCAGUACUUUCAGCUAAUAGUAGAGACUCUUGGUUAAGGUGUUAGCAGACACAGGGAUGUUUCUGUUGUAUUCUUCAGGUACAGCAGAUACAGCACAAAACUGUUAUAACAGAAGCAUCACUUCACAUCACAUUGCACCUAAACCAUUCAGAACUUGCAAAAAUAGCACAGAAAAUGUAUCCAGUCAUCCUCUGUGCCCAAUGUGUGGGGUCCUCUGACCGUGCUACUGUGAAAAAAUGUGACCCUUGCACAUUUUCUUACCAGGGUACAGUGACAAUACUCAAGGUAAAUGCAGUACAAUGCAAUUAACUUCUAUGUUCAGUCUGUUUUUUUUUAAUUAACUCCAGUGAUAUGCGAAUGUAGUGUAUAAAUCACUCAGUGUUUGUUGUUUUAAUGACUAAUGCUCAUCAAUGCAAUAACUGUAUAGCUCUUACAGGACAUACAGUCAUUUCUUUUCUGUUUUGGCAUGUGGUGUCCACACACAGAAAUAUACUUUUACAGCACUUAUCAGUUCUGCCUUGGACACUUGCGUGCAUUCAGACAAAAGAAAUCUCUACACAAACAGUUUUAUGGUUGUUGUUUGUAUAUAUUUUUCAUUAUCAGUUAUCUCAUGUUUUUUAUAAAUUUAAAAUCUACUGUACUGCAUUUCUGUGAGAUGGAAACCUGUUUAUUUUAACCACAUGUAUCACUUUUAAUAGGGAAACCACUAUAAAUAAUAAUUCACAUCCUGUUUUUUUUUAAACCAUAUGAAGUCAACUUAAAAAAAAAAAAACUCCGCUCAUCUUCUGAGGGGUUUCCAGUAUUUAAAAAACAAUGUUACUGGUGCUCAUUCUAAUGCACUUAAACCAGCGGCCUCCUAUCUUACUUUGAAGUGGCAGUUCCACAACUUGACCACUAAAGCAGGAGGUAAAGUUGCAGUGAUUUAGAGAAGCCAGAGGAUGGAUUACCUAUUAUCAACCCUUGCAUUUUGUUGAAUUCCUUUCGAAGUGGUAUGUUUGAUGACACUUGUAACUCUUGCAACAAACAGACAGUGAAUGAACGCACAUGUUCAUCUAAAUGCAAAAGUAAAUCAUCGUGAGCAACUUUGAAUACAAGACUGUUUCAGGAAAAGGAACAAAAACUACAAGAAAAAAUGAAACAAACAACAUGUUUAAGUAAAUCACAUGAGUUCAGUAAGAAUGUAUGAGAAUAAUUGAACUCUGAUAUGAAUAUAUCCCAUAUUGAUCAAAUCAGAAAAGCUGAAUACUUUAAAUGCGCCUUCUAAUUGGUUGUGACUGAGUCUGUUCUACUGUUAUAUACUCUUUGUGCAUAGGAUAGAUAUGUCUGAAUCUGUUCUGUGAUAUACUUUGCCUAAAGGAAAAACAAUAGUUUUAAAUGCAAAUCAGGUUGAUUCCUGAUUUGCAUUUAAAACUAUUGACGCGAACAAGCUUUGAGUGAGUCUAAUGUAGUGAGGAAAAAUACAACGGACGCAUGCUGUUGUAAUGUGCAGGUGCAGAUUAAUGUGGAUGUUAUGAUCACUGUCCAGUCACUACAUCUGUGUAAGGAAGAACCUCCCUUUAACAAAGGAGAAAAAAAAGGAGAUUUAAGAAACAAUGGCUUCCAAAUUUCACAUAAAAAGAAUAAUUUCCCAACAUUAGGAGAUGAAUCUGUCAUUCUGACUUCAUAGCCUUGGCCUCAUUUCUUGGUAUUUUAAGUAUAUCAUAUAGCACAUGUUGGAAUAUUUCAGUCCAAAAGCACAUUUUGAUCUGUGUGAAGACAGUACAGAGUUCAAGAAGAUCUUUUGAACUAUAAAAUAUGGAAGUCAAAAGUAAGAUGCAUUCUCCUUUUAAUGAACACCAUACUCAUCUGAUUAUUUUGUGUAAUCAUCUUUUAGAUGUUUAGCUCCUAAUUCUUUCUAUGAAAGAUUUAUUUAAGCUCUGGACCAGUUAUCCAGUCUGUCUGUGGGUUGUCAUGGAUGUGGAGCCUUCCCUCCCAUGUAAAGCAGCAGCCUACAGAACAGUGUGCAGUGUAAGCUAUUAUGAACAACAUGGUGUGAAUGAAAUUGUACAUUGGACACAUUUUUCAAUAAAAUCAAAGAUGAUUGCUACUUGUUA